Harmonia axyridis is the source of this 1754-nucleotide messenger RNA. RefSeq lists its product as uncharacterized. The record is from RefSeq and is a predicted model, not a curated record. Bases 525 to 1298 code for a protein of 257 amino acids. The transcript has a single exon. NCBI's taxonomy places the organism in Eukaryota, Metazoa, Arthropoda, Insecta, Coleoptera, Coccinellidae.
GCGUUAGGCAGAGAUCACUGGGUUGCCUAAAGAUUCCACCAGUGAUCUCGGGAUGAAACAACGCAAUCCCCAGAGAGAGGGCGCACCUUCAAAAUUUAGCUCGAGAACUACGCGCCAAAGUGUAAACAGCAGGAUGGGCAUAAUUGAAUUUGACUUGGAAUUCUUCAUCAAUACAUCAAAUCUAUUCGUUUGUAUCCAAUAUCAAAUGUAUAUUCGAAAAAUGCAGAUAUGGUGACAAAAUGGUAUAGCUCCCUGUUCAAGGAUCGAGUGUUAAAAAUAAUAAGUAGUGAAAAUUUGCUUUUACUAAUUAUACUAGAAUUUGUUGUCUCAAUAAGGAACAGAGUACGUAAUUCUUCUGUUGAAAUGUUUUCCGACUAUAGACUUUUUUAUGAAUAAAGAAUAAAUGUAUGCCUUUCUGUGCUCCUUCAACUCCGACAGAAGAGACGAUAUUUUGAAUUUUCAAAUGAUCCUAGAUUUUUAAAGUUUUUAAUACGUAGAAAUAAUUCAGAAACUCAUUUCUAAUUAUGUCCUCCAAUACCGAUAAUGACGUAGAAUUGCUGCAAGUAUGGCUAGAAGAUAUGACCAAGAAUUUACAACAAUAUAAAGAACCAAUUUUAGAUGAAGAAGUCGUAAAGGUUUUGAAAAUAGCUUGUGAUACUUUCAAACAAGAUGUACAUGUAUUCGUCAGCUCCAUUGAGAUAUUAGAAGAAUACAUACGGCGGAAAGACAAGAAUUAUGAUGAAAUUUUAAUUCUUGCAACAAGUAUCUUCAUAAGCAGUAAAUUUACAGGAGAACAAAUUGAUCUGAAAGCCAAAUACAUUGUCAAGUUUCUCCAUAGACUUACAAAUGUUGAAUAUAAUUUCAGAGAGGUAGUGGCUGCAGAAGUCGAUAUCUUGAGGAUUUUAGAUGGAUCUUUACCAAUGUCAACAAUCGUUGAUGACAUUAAUACUAUAAUUGAACUACAUGUAAGAGAAAUUAGGCUGAAAGCAAACAUAAGACCUCUCAGCCUGGAAAUAGUUCAACUACUGUAUAUUUGCAGGAAGACAUGGUUUCAUGAACUCAAAAAUAUAUACAGUCAGAAUGAAGAAUCAUUUUUAGUUUUGAAAUUCCUGAUAGGUUGUAGACUUUACUUACCUGUUGUCAUUUUGAUAACUUGCUUGCAUUUAACUAAUUAUAAAUAUAUUUUAGAUAUAGGAUCUAUCAUAAAUGAUAUGACAAAUUUAACUAAGAUACACCAUGAUCAUUUACGUGUUUGUGCUGGGAUCAUGAUUAAUUUAGUUAAAAGUAACUCAAACUGAAAUUCAUAACAUUUAUCAAUUAUUGGAUUCAUAGAGAGAUUAUAUAAUGAUUUUAAAGAAGUAUCGACUCAAAACAGAAAUUAUAGAUGUGGCCCAUUUCUUUAAAACAGCAAAAUUAACCAAAUAAUUGUAAUAGAAACGAAUGCAAUCAAUCACAAACUAACAGCUUUAUACUUACUUGCUAGAGUCAAUUAACUGAUACAUUUUACCAGUUUCUAUUGUGUUUUAAUAUCUUAACGAUUUUCCUUUUUCACUUCAAGUCAAAAACAUGAAAUGUCUUUAUUUAUGCUGUUACUUCAACAAUAAUAUCUCAUCUUUCUCUCUUACUUUUCUAUUUAAAUAUAUCACCUGUAUGGAUUUUGACGAUCUUUGUUAUUGGUCUAACCACUAUAACUAUAUGUUAAUAACUAUUUAAACUGUCAAAAAAGUUAUCUCAUCAUGCAAUAAAAUAUUGAU